Closterium sp. NIES-67 is the source of this 2609-nucleotide messenger RNA. The record is from the annotation of a GenBank genome assembly. Lineage: Eukaryota; Viridiplantae; Streptophyta; Zygnematophyceae; Desmidiales; Closteriaceae.
UCGUUUCAACAGACUACCAACCGCGACCCCAAGCCAACACCGCAUGAGCCCAUUCCGUCGCACCGUGUCGUCGGCCAACGUCUAUCCCUCUUCAACGCGCGCCGCGGUUGGAUCGCAGUUUCGAUGACGUCACUCGCUCGAUGACCUCGCGCCCCCUCUCACCGCCACCAUCCCCUUCACCGCAACCUCUCCGCCCUGUCGCGUCCCCUCUCGCUCGCUCCGCGAAUGCCGCUCACUCAACCAGGGCCGCCAAUGGCGCAACUCCCUCGGGGGACCGCGACUCCCUCCCCUCCAUCACCGCGCCGCUCGUUAUCAGCCCACUAGUUGCGCCUCGGCUUGCUGAUUGCGCCAGCGGCACGCGCCUCGGCAGCAAUGCAGGCGGUCAAGCAGCAGGCGGCUGCGGCCCGUAGACGCGCCACUUGGCAGGUGGGGCGGUUCGGCUUUAGAGGCGGCCGGUGGGUGCGGUGGGCGACGCUACUAUUGAUCCCCGUGGCGUAUCUCUUAACUCUCCGCAUCUACCUCCUCCUGCACCCGGGCGACGCGACCAGCCACGUCAGCGGCGGAGGCUACCACGUGUCGCUGCUGCAGCUGCGCCUUAAUCCUCGCGGAAUGCGCGCGCUCAUCCGGGGACAGGCGGGUGCGGUGGCGAACAGGGGUGCCGGGAACGGGACAGGGGGGGAAGCGAGCGCUAGUGGGGGAAAGGCGGUGCUGGAUGCGCUGAUGGCAGAAGGCGCGGCGGUGAAGGGGAAGCCCCCCUCACGAGUGGCCAUCUGCCUGGUGGGCGGCGCAAGGGAGUUCCACCUCACGGCCCCCACGCUGCUGCGCUAUCUGCUGCCCGCCUACCCCUCCGCACACGUCUUCCUGCUGGCCCCCCUCGACCACUCCGCCCACCGCCUCUCCCUGCUCGCCUGGCCGCGCCUGGGGGAGGGGGCGGGGGCGGGAGGGGGAGUGGGGAUGGGGGGAGGGCUGGAGAUGGGGAUUGGAGAAGGGGAAGGGGAAGGGGAAGGGGAAGGCCCGGGGUAUUCCCUGGUGCAGGUGAGUGUGCUGCCGGACGUGCCGGUGAAUGAGACAAGAAUCACCAACCGGCUGUUGGAGGUGGUGGAGGGCAGUGAGGCGCAGACGCGGCAGGGGCUGAUGCAGCAGUUCAAAGCGGUGGAGCUCUGCGUUACCGCCAUCACGCGUUACGAGCGCGCACACGCGAUCCGAUACGAUUGGAUUCUGCGCACGCGGGUCGACGGGUACUGGAUGGGCCCGCCGCCGCCCCUGGCGGUGCUGGAUCCGAUUGCGUACACGAUCCCGGGCGGCAGCGACUGGGGCGGGCUGAACGACCGGCUGGGGAUGGGCGGCAGGAAGGCGAGCUGGAAGGCGCUGCGGCGGCUGAGCGUGCUGCGGCCACUGGUGGAGCAGGGGGGAUACAGCGAGCUGAACGCAGAAAGGGUCUACCUGGCGCAGAUGGCGUUCCUGCAAGUGCAGGUGGCGCGCUACGACUUCCCCUUCUGCAUCCUCAGCCGCAAGAAGGGCCUCCCUGCCUUCCCCGUCGCCGCCUCCCUCUCCUCCACCUCCGCCGCCCUCAACGGCGCCAAGUGUCGCCCGUGCCGCCCCACCGUGGUCGGCGGCCAGGCGGCAAAGUACAUCCUCGCCCUCCCGGAGCGAAUCUUCGGCGCACAGCCCCACGGGAUCGACCUAUGUCGAGCCGAGGACGACUGGGCGGCAGACUGGAGGGAGAUCUUCGACAGGGAUGCGGGGGCAGUGGCAGCAGCGGUGCGGCAGUACUCGGAGAGCCGCACCUUUGAGGAAUGUGUGGAGGACUGGCGGCACUUCAGGCAGCAAGUCGACGUGUGGGAUGCGCCCCCGCCCGUGUCUAUCUGCGUGCGCGGGCUUCUGGGAAAGUUCCACAAGAUGGGGUAUCCGGGGGGAGAUUUCCCGGUGUUUUUGGACCCGUGGGUGCCGCCGAGGGAGGGGAGGAGGGGACGGAAGCCGGUGGUGUAUUCGGUGGUGGCGGGGGUGGAUUACAGCCUGGACUGGGCUCUAAUGCGGAAGCUGCGGUGCCGCGUGCACGCGUUUGACAGCACGCCAGAGGGGCUGCGGUGGAUAGGAGACAAGAUAGACAACCUGCCGCCCGCGUCCUGGGUGCACCACGCGUGGAUGCUGGGGCCGGAGGACCGCCCUCUCAAGGUGCACCCCCUAGACAUCGCAGACCACCCCAUGGAGUACGCCCUAGAGCCCCCCCCCCACAUGGACGCCUCGUCACUGCUGCCACCCAUCCACGUGGAGGCCAUGACAGUGGAAGCUACCAUGAAGCUUCUCAACCACUCCAUCGUGGACAUCUUGAGAAUCGGCGGGCACGUGUCGCUGCACGAAGCCAUCUUCCAGGCGUGGAUUCACGCCAAGCGCGCCCCGCCCGUAUGCCAGAUCAUAAUCUCCUUCCAUCACGGCGACAAGCACUAUGGGAGCGCAGAGACACAGCAGGAACUGCUCGCGUUGCGCUCGUUAGGGCUUGAGCUGGGCGUGUGUAUAAGAAAGGAUAAACUGUAUGAAAGUUGUGUACUCUUCUCAGUACACCAUUGCAAGUACGAUAUUACAUAAUGCAAAAAAUUAUAAUUUUUAAC